UAACAGGAAUUCGUUCCGAGACCAUUUCUGUGCCACAGGAAAUAAAAGCAUUGCAGCUUUGGAAUGAAAUAGAAACACGCCAUCCCAGAUUGGCUGACGUCAGAAAUCAGGUGAUAUUUGCUGUUCGUCAAGAAUAUGUCGAGCUUGGAGAUCAGCUCCUCCUGCUUCAAUCAGGAGACGAAAUUGCCAUUAUCCCCCCCAUUAGUGGAGGGUAGUGCUUUUGAGCCACUUGAGAAAGAUGUGAAUGAAGUUGAAGAGAAACCUAAAGAUAUCAUAAAAUUCACUGCUGAGAAACUUUCAGUAGAUGAAGUCUCACAGUUGGUGACUUCUCCACUCUGUGGUGCCAUAUCCCUGUUUGUAGGGACUACAAGAAAUAAUUUUGAAGGGAAAAAAGUCAUUAGCUUAGAAUAUGAAGCAUAUCUACCAAUGGCAGAAAAUGAAGUCAGAAAAAUUUGUAGUGUCCUUAGGCAAAAAUGGCCAGUCAGACACAUAGCGGUGUUCCAUAGACUUGGCUUAGUUCCAGUGUCAGAAGCAAGCAUUAUCAUUGCUGUGUCGUCAGCGCACAGGGCUGCAUCCCUCGAAGCUGUGAGCUAUGCCAUUGAUACUUUAAAAGCCAAGGUACCCAUAUGGAAAAAGGAAAUGUAUGAAGAAUCAUCGUCAUCUUGGAAAAGAAACAAAGAAUGCUUUUGGGCAACAAGUGAUUAAAUCAUUUAGGUUUUUAGUCUGCAUUUUAAGUUUGGUAACCUAAUCUUUGAUUACAUUUUGAUUUUUUUCUCCGGAAGUUAAGAUAGUUUACUGAGCACGAUUUCUCAUGUUAUACCGGUGAGACAAGAAGGAGGAAAAAAAGCAAAAUAAGUGGGUAUCUAACACUGGAACUAGACAUAGAGGAAAGGCUUUAAUGAAAAAACUGGAAGAAUAAUUUAAACGUGAAGAAAGAUGCUUGUGGCAGCCCUUUUAUUCUAUGCCUAAGUGCUAAUUGUAACUCGACUCACUGACAUGUGGCCCCGCCUCCCUGACUUUGUCUCAGCACCUGUCCCCGCCCCCCCCACCUGCAUAUCCAGUGAUGUCACCGUUAUGGGGCAAGCAUUACGGGAAUGUUGGCAGAACUGGGAAGUAUAAAAAGUCAUUAUUGGACAGGCAUGAUACGAUAUAUUUUUAGAAUUGAUAUAUUUAAAAAAUAAGCCAAAUAAACACAGGAUUUAAAAAGUUUAAAAGCAUUAUUUUUG
This is a messenger RNA of Rhinolophus ferrumequinum (greater horseshoe bat), 1226 nucleotides long. RefSeq names its product molybdenum cofactor synthesis 2 (gene MOCS2). Gene Ontology annotation, molecular function: molybdopterin synthase activity. NCBI's taxonomy places the organism in Eukaryota, Metazoa, Chordata, Mammalia, Chiroptera, Rhinolophidae. The transcript is spliced from 6 exons. Gene Ontology annotation, cellular component: cytosol. The coding region runs from base 136 to 705 and encodes 189 amino acids. Gene Ontology annotation, biological process: Mo-molybdopterin cofactor biosynthetic process. The record is from RefSeq and is a predicted model, not a curated record.